UUGGCCCCGCAGCAGGAAAGAGAGGUCUGUCUCCAACAGAGCAUUCCCGCUUCUGAUAUCUGACACUUUUAUUUCGCUGUUUGAAUGAUGUGAAUAUCAUUUGGAGUUUUCUGUGGGAACUCCAGGAGCCAAGGACAGAAAAGGGAAUGAUGGUCGCUCGGAAUGGGACCGUAUCCUCUUCGGAGGUGAGGGGGAGCUACUCAGAGGACGUGACUUCAGCCAUGCCGAUGUUCACAACUUCUGCUCAAGUGGGCAUAGAUGGAAUAGUCAUGGGCUGGAUCCUCAGUGUGGGGUCUGCUUUGAUCAUCUCCACCAACCUCCUGGUAGCUAUCGCCUUGGUCCUGCUCAUCCAAAAGAAGGGCAGCCAGAGCUGGUGCUUCGUCCUAAACCUGGCCAUUGCCGACAUCCUCGUGGGUUUGGCCAUUACUGGCAUUGCCACAGAUGCUUUGAAGGGACGAGUAUCCUCCGUGCAUAAGGAAGUGUGCUUGCUGCGCAUGGCUUUUGUUAUUGCGCCCUCUGCCGCCUCCAUCCUCACCAUGUUCUUCAUCUCACUGGACCGUUACAUGGCCAUCAAGCUACCCCUGCGCUACGCACAACUCAUGGGCAGAAAGACGAUAGCGGGAGCUUUGGUAUCCCUGUGGCUGCUGUCCACAGCUGUGGGGUUCAUGCCCAACAUGGUGGUGGAGAUGCAGCACAGUAGCAACAAAAGCAUAUGCACCUUCUUCUCAGUCAUCGAGCCCCAGAGUAUCAUCGUAGUCUUCUGUGUCACCUUCUUCCCUGUGCUCUUGGUCUUCAUCUACUUCUAUCUGGACAUCCUGAAAAUCGCAUGUGGCCAUCAGCGGCGCAUUCGACAGGCCAUGCAAGCUGGCUCCCGCUGCGUAAUGCCUAACCGCUACUGGGGGCAUGUCAAGGCUCUGAAGACUGUUGCUGUACUGGUGGGCUGCUUCACACUCUGCUGGUGCCCUUUCUUUGUAGUCAGCGUAGUGCAGGUGCUGUGCCCACCAUGCGAACUUUACGGAUUUCUAGAAAACCACCUCUGGUUGCUGGGACUCACCAACUCCCUAAUCAACCCUCUGGUCUAUGCCUUCUGGCAGAGGGAAGUGCGACAGCAACUCAGUGACAUGUUCACUUGCAUUAAGGCCAGUCAAUGUUGUGUUAAAGUGCCUGAUGCAACUGAAGGAUUUCCUAUAGACCACACGAUGGCCACUCAUUCCAGACACUCUGUUGACCAGGAACAGCCUUGCCAGUUUAUCUUUAGGGAUCCUGCCACAGUGCCUUCCUCUGCGUGA
This is a messenger RNA of Colossoma macropomum (tambaqui), 1289 nucleotides long. Its product is annotated as glucose-dependent insulinotropic receptor. Gene Ontology annotation, molecular function: phosphatidylcholine binding; G protein-coupled receptor activity. The record is from RefSeq and is a predicted model, not a curated record. Lineage: Eukaryota; Metazoa; Chordata; Actinopteri; Characiformes; Serrasalmidae. Gene Ontology annotation, cellular component: membrane. Gene Ontology annotation, biological process: G protein-coupled receptor signaling pathway.